UUUCUAGGCAAGCGGUUGUGGUUGCCAUUGCCACCACCACAGCACCACUCAACAUACGAACGAAGAAAAUCUCAAACGUAUAUAUUUUUUUUAUAUCGAAAAACUCGGCGCAAGUGCUAACUUAAUAUAAACGAAACGAAUUAUAAGCGCGUUGCGCAUACGCCGUGUGUGUGUGUUUUAUAUUUUACACGUGUUGCAAUUUGUUUUCUUUUUUUGCAAGUUCUUGUAGAAUGUUCAAAAACGCGCGCCUGCUACUUGGCGCUAUUAUAAUAUUAGCCAGCAUUGUGGUGAAUACAUCAGCAACAGCGCGCAAUGAAAGUAACUUCUUGGCAACAUCUCUACGAUAUUUGGAUGAGCAACUGCUGUUUGAUCUGCUGCCGCGUGGGUCGUGUCCUGGUGACAAUGAUGCACCAUUAGAUGAAUUUCCAGAGCUCUUCACACUGGAACAACUGCGCAGUGGCUGGGUGGUGUUGCACGUAUUCGCAGCAAUAUACUUGUUCAUACUAUUGGCCAUAAUAUGCAACGAUUAUUUCUUACCAACGGUGGAAUGUAUUUGCGAGGACUUGCAUUUAUCCAAGGAUGUGGCUGCGGCUACAUUUAUGGCCACAGCAACAUCUAUGCCAGAGUUCUUUACCAACACCAUAAGUACGCUGAUACUUGACUCCGAUAUGGGCUUGGGCACUAUAAUCGGUUCGCUAAUGUUUAAUACACUAGGAGUGGCUGGACUAGCAGCAUUGGCUAUCAAUAAGCCAGUGCAGCUGGAUUGGUGGCCCAUAGCACGAGAUUGUGUUAUAUAUAUAUUCAAUACAAUAGUGUUGUUGGUGCUGGCAUGGGGCGGCAGCAUAAGUUUUGUGGAGUCCUGCAUUAUGAUGGGCUUCCUGGUGCUCUACUAUUUAAUCACAUUUAAUAAUAACAAAUUUAUGCCAGCCAUACGUGUUUUCAUAGAAGAUCGCAUGAAUUGCUGUUUCUCCACGCGCUAUGACUUAACGGAGCCGCCAGAGAAUAGCGCCAAGGCGCAACUGCCACUGAAGAAGGAUCCUUUGUCGGGCGAUGGUUUAUUUGUAGUUAACUUUCCCGAGAAUACAUCAUCCAUGUCAUCCACUGCAAAUUUGACUCAUUCUAAAAGUUGGAAUGGCGAAGACGAGCCUGAGGAUCAGCGCCCGGAAAGCGUAUUUGCCUAUCCACAUAGCGCCUCAGGCUUUAUGAAAUUCUGGUGGAUAUUCGUCUUACCCCUUAAGCUUAUGCUGCGCGUGAUUAUACCACAUCCAAUGAGGCAUCGCAAGCUCUACCCGCUGUCGUUCAUUAUGUGCAUCAUUACCAUUGGUGCCAAUGCUUAUUUGAUUGUCUGGAUGCUGACGGCAUUUGGCGUAGCCAUACACGUGCCCACCAUUGUGAUGGGUCUUACCUUUUUAGCUGCCGGAUCCACCAUGCCCGAGGCUGUCUCCAGUCUUAUAUCGCUGCGCAAUGGUGAGAAUGGCAUUGGUGUUUCGAACUCUUUGGGCGCCAAUUCGCUGGCCAUUUUGUUAUCGCUGGGCGUGCCAUGGUUCAUAAAGAAUUGCAUUAAUUAUGGCAGCGGUGAGCUGCAACAGGUUGGCACCCAGGGCAUUGAGUAUAACAUACUUAUACUCAUAGUUUCCACCAUAGCGCUGUACAUAAUAUUAAGCUGCAGCGGCUAUCGCCUCACGAAGCGAGUAGGCGUGGCAUUAUUUUUAGUAUACGCUAUAUUUAUAGUCCUACAAAUCUUGAUUGAAAUGAAUGUGUUCUUUCCACUUGUCUGCAGCAGCUAGUCACUGUCAAAGAAGUAUUUAAAUUCCAAGUGCCAACUGAAAGCUGCUUGUUAUAAGAGCUUGCUACAGUUUCAUAGCUGCUAGCUUUUGGCUGUUUCACAUUGUACAUACAUACAUACAGCUCAGAUAACUUAUGCAAAUAAAACUAAUGUACUUAUGUUUCUUCUUAGUUAAUGAUUUAAGCAUAUAUAGCAAAUCAGAAAUUUAUAAUUAAGCGAAUUUAAAUACAUUAACUAAACAGCUUAGUGCAUGAGUAGCGUAAUUCCUUUUUAAUUACUAGUUUAGAUAAUAUCGUAAGACUGUCUAUGCUGUAGGUAAAAACAAAAACAAACAAAACCCCAAACGAUACUAAUCUAUUGUAAAUUACUAGUAUUUACAUAAAUUCCACUAACUGUCGUCACAAAUUCUUGAACUGUUACCAAAAAUCAAUAAAUAUGUAUGUGUAUAUGUAUAUAGACCAACUUAGUUGUAAGUGCCCUGCGAUAUUUAUGGCCUUUGGCUAGCCUAGCCUUACUAAGCACUAUCACUGUUGAUAUUUCCCCAUUGUAAUGUGUGUACAUAAGAAUUGUUAUUAUUGUUACCUAAUA
Molecule: messenger RNA, 2374 nt
Organism: Drosophila busckii
Lineage: Eukaryota; Metazoa; Arthropoda; Insecta; Diptera; Drosophilidae
Product: sodium/potassium/calcium exchanger 4
Exons: 7
Coding region: 231-1787 (518 amino acids)
Biological process (GO): calcium ion transmembrane transport; intracellular calcium ion homeostasis
Cellular component (GO): membrane
Molecular function (GO): calcium, potassium:sodium antiporter activity; calcium channel activity
Source: RefSeq, a predicted model, not a curated record